Echinococcus granulosus is the source of this 342-nucleotide messenger RNA. RefSeq lists its product as hypothetical. The record is from RefSeq and is a predicted model, not a curated record. The transcript is spliced from 3 exons. Bases 1 to 342 code for a protein of 113 amino acids. NCBI's taxonomy places the organism in Eukaryota, Metazoa, Platyhelminthes, Cestoda, Cyclophyllidea, Taeniidae.
AUGGAUGGAUGGAUGGAUGGAUGGAUGGAUGGAUGGAUGGAUGGAUGGAUGGAUGGAUGGAUGGAUGGAUGGAUGGAUGGAUGGAUGGAUGGAAAUGUAGACCUUAAAUCCCGAUUGCUUUUGAAGAGAGGGGAUGGAGAAGAGAGGAAGGAAGAAGAGGAGAAUAAAGAAGUGUUUCUGGUAUAUCAACGUUGUGUCGAGAUUGAAAAGGCUUGUAAAAUAUGUAGGGUAAAACAAGUAGGUGAAUUGCAUAGGUCCAUUAAAUAUGUCCCAUGGAAUAUGCAAGUAAUAAAAACACCCACAAAUUAUUUUAUUCGACUAUCAUUAUUAACUAAAAGAUAG